UUCGGAAUCGCAUCUUGAGACCCGCGAAGCGUCUCAGCUCGGCCCUCAUCCUUCCCGCAGCGGCGGCGGCCCGGGCCCCGCGGGCUCUGGACCAUGUACACCCGCAGUGGGGUGCAGGGCUCCGGGUUCGGAGCCCCCGCCGCCUCCCGCCCGGCCCGGGACCCCGCUGCGUGGCGCGGGGAGCUGGGCCCGCCGGAGGGCCCCAGGCGGGGUUUGGAGGAGGCUCCCGAGAGCCCUUCGCGGGAGAGCCCGGAGCACGCGGGCCGGAGGUUCACAGGUGCAUAUACCUUGAUAAUACCAAAUGAAAAACGAAGAAAUGAGAUGCAACGGAUGGCUGCAAAAGAGCUGGAGGACCUGAAGAGGUGGAAGGAGCAACAAAGGACGAAGCCCAUUAACCUGGCACCCAUGCAGCUAGGUGGAAACCAGUCAGAGGUUGAAGUCAGGCAGAGACAACAACUUCAACUGAUACAAUCUAAAUACCAGAAAAAGCUUAAAAGAGAAGAAUGUAUAAGAAUCAAGAGGGAAGCUGAAGAAGCCGAAAUCCAAAAAAUGAAGGCAGUUCAGAGACAAAAGAGCAAUAAACUAGAGGAGAAAAAGAGACUUCAAGAAAACCUCAGAAGAGAAGCUUUUAGAGAACAUCAGCAAUGCAAAACUGCUGAGUUCUUGAGAAGACUCGACACACAGUCGCCACACAGAGGUACCUGUCCAGUGGCUGUUUGUGACCCACAAUCUUCAGCUUGGAGUGAAUUACUGGAAUUUAAACGAGAGCAAGAGGAGGAAGAAAGAGCCAAAAUCCACCAGGCUGAACACAGGAGGGUAAAUAAUGCUUUUCUGGACCGACUCCAAGGUGAAAGUCAGCCAGGUGGCCUCCAGCACUUUGGAGGCUAUUGGAAUAUGAAUAGUGGUAACAGCUGGGUGAGUUUUAUUUUUAUUUUUUCUAAAAAAAAUCUUUCAAAGUUGAAGAAUAAAAACAAUGAGAGUUUUAAAAAUACGUUGUGGCCUUCUCCCCAGAUACUAUUUUUUUUGGCGUGCUAUUCAGCUGUGUGAUGGGCAGUCAGCCAGGGUGAUUACUGUAAAUUCCACAAUAGCUUCUGAGAGAUGGAGAAGGUCCUGAUUUCAGCUCCAGUCAAUGCCAAUCACAAUAAAAAAUGACACCUGCCCUUUGUUUGCUGUGUGAUUGCCUGGACUGCAAGGCUUUUUAAAAAGUCACCCUUUGCCCAGACCUAAAACAAAAACAAAUGAACAUUUUUUUUCAGGAAGAUUUUCAGUGACAUAUGGUUAUAAAAAUAGUAAGCAUUCUCUUGUAAUAUAUUCUUUCAGUGAAACUAGCACGUCAAAGAAACCAGCAUUUAAUUUUUCACUACAAAAUGAUUUUUAAAAACCCCUACAGCAAAAUGCACUUUUUGAAAAUGAAAUGUUCUUACAGAUUUCCGUGAAGAAAACCUUGCAACUGUGUUGUAAUAUGUGUGUAAUGUGUUUUGUGUGCACAAUAUAUUAUUGAAACAGCACCAAAGCUUUGGAAUGUAUGGGAUUGUGGGGUUUCCAAUGUGUACAGAAUCAAAACUAACUACAGUGGGUUUUACAAUUUAAUUGAAGCCCAAGUGUAUAUGUACCUACUCAAAAAAAAAAAGAAUGGAUAGAAACCUUUAAACUGGUAAAAUACAACAAAGUAAUCAAAUGCUUGCUGACCUGGAAACUCUAGAGGAGAUCACCCCUUAACAAAUACCUGAUGGACAAAAGAUCAUUUUUGAGAAGACAAUCUGUUAGAAAUCUUAUAUGCAUGUUUCCUUGGAAUGCAUCUAGUGGUUAAAAUUUAUGGAUAGAUUUCAAAAAUGUAUAUAUAUAUUGAAGAUAAUUAAGUGUAGACAAAUUUGUAGAGAAUGCACAGUGGAUGUGUCUAUUUAUAAGGUAUGCUCAUGUGUAUCACUAUGGCAUUCAGAAUAGGGACAAUGUACAAGAGAGAAAAAAGAAUCAAAACACAGUGUCUUUGCAUCUUGUGUGAAAUUGACAUAUUACUGACUUAUAAGAAUACACGAGUAAGAGUCAUGUGGAAAAUAGGGCAUUGUGAAUUUAAGACUAUCCAAGUUUAUAGAAUUUAUAAGUUGUGAAAUGUGAUUGAAACUCAGCUUUUGGACAGGACUUGGAAACUUGCUGUAUAUUUUCUCCUCUACUUAAUAAUUCCUCCACCACCACCACCACCAAUUUAGAAGGUACAUAUACAUAGAAAAAUACCUGGGAUUGAAGGGAAGAUGAUGGGAGAGAGUAAAUGAAGACUGCAUGGGCUGCUGUUAGGAGAAUGAGGAUAUGGGAGUCUGGCUCACCACUGACUAUUGGUAGGUCUUAGGUAAGUGAGCUGUGAAUCUCCACUUAGGUUCCUCACAGAUAAAAAGGGAGGAACAUUGCUUUCUCGCGAUGUGAUGUGAGUGAGAAUGAUUGAAGAUUCCUUAGUAAGAUAGGCAUAUCCAAGUCCAAAGUGUAUAUUGGCUUCUCCCUUGCGUGAAAGAAGCAGUGACACAAAGGUAAGAACUUGCGCAGUCUCCCAUCUCCACCUCACUUACCUACACACAUCUCUUCCUCUAUGUCUGCUUUUCCUUAUGGACCAGAUUCUAUCUCCUCCACCUACUGGGGGACUUUGUUCUAACAAUGUUCUUCUCUCUCUCCUGAACUGUCAGCUGUCAUCUUGACUAGAAAAUUCCCAUCAGCAGAAAAAUAAAUAUACAUUAUGUAUUGAAGCCCCUUUCCCUUUUGCUACUGUCCUGUUUCUUUGUUCCCCUUUAGAGAAAAACUUUGAGGUAUCUAUCCUGUCUCAAAUUUCUUUCCUCCCUUUUCUGUUAAACCCAGUCUAAUCGGAAUUUAGACCAUAUCUGUCUAACCACAGUGUUCUUCUCAUGGUUACUGACAUUGUCUACAUUACAAAAUCAAAUGGUUAUUUCUCAAUUUUCAUCUUUUGACCGAUCAGCAUCAUUUGUCAUGGUGAAUCACUGCCUCCUCUUUGAACCUCUUUUUUACUUGGCUUCUGGGACACUGUACUCUCCUGGGUUUCCACCUAUUUCAGUGGCCACUCCUUUCUGUUCUCCUUUGCUGAAUCCCCUGUAUCUUUCUGUCCUCUUAACAGUGGAGUGCCUCAGGGAUCCACCUUGGACCAUCUUCUUUACAUUCAUUUAAUACCUUCAUGGCCUCAUUCAUUCUCAUGAAAUUAAAUACCAAUAUGCUCUGUACUCCCAAAUUUCAAUUUCCAGCCUAGACCUCUUCCUCUAGACUUGCAGAUCCAUUUGUCUACCCAACAUCCCUACUUGCAUGUCUAAUAGACAUUUCAACCUUAAUAUGUCUAAAACUUCACCUUUGAUCCUCUUUACCCCAAUGCUCUAUCUGCACUUUUUCCUGUUUGCAUAACAGUACAACCCAUCUCUCACAUCCUCACAGCUGACCCAUCAUCAAAUCUUCUUGACUCUUCCUUCAGAAUAGAUCCCAACCUCUAUCACUGCUCAUCUCAAUUCUUGAAAUAGUCUCCUCGAUGGUUUCCUUGCUCCCACACUUACCCACCUAGAGUCUGUUCUCAAUAUGAGACUGAAAAAUAAGUCAGACCCUGUCACUCCUCUGCUCAAAGCCCUCCAAUGGCUCUGAUAACUCUCCAAAUGUUUGGAGUAAAAGCCAAAGUCCUUAGAGUAAAAGCCAAAGGAUUUCUAUUUACUAACCCUUACAGGGGCUCCAUGAUCUAGACCCCACUCUACUCCUCUGGCACUCUCCUCCUACUGCCCUUCUUCCUCAUUCCUCCCAGCCAUGCCAGCUUUCUGGCUGUUCUUUGAAAACUUAAGAACUGGCUGCUCCCUCUGUACUCUUCUCCAAAGUGUCCAAACGAUUUGUUCUCUUUCAAGUAUUUUCUUGCGUUCCAAGAAUUCCUUGGCCAUUCAUUUAAUGCUGCCACCUGUGCCCUUACCCCAGGCUCUUGUCAUUCUCUUUGCAGUCUCCAUUUCUUUAUUCAGUAGCACUCUGCAACUUCUAGCCUAAUUUUCUAACAUCAUUUUCUUAGAUGUUUUGUUGACUAAUUACUCUUAUUCUCUCCCUGUGGUAAUUUAUGUUCCCUCUUCCAUCAGAGCAGGGCCCUUUGACUGUUUUGUUCACUGAUAUAUCCCAAGCAUAACACAGUGACUGGAACUUACCACAAGCACAGGGAAACAUGUGGUUGUGGCUGAGGUCACCAAAAUGACAGAGAUUUAGAACCAAAUGAUUUGUUAUAAUAAAAUGAUUAGAUACUGAAUUUAAAGUAACUAUGUAUAAAACAUUUGAUGGAAUAGAUAUUGGAUUUGAAACGAUGAGCAAAAACAAGAGAUACAGACAACCAGGAAGAUUUCAAAGAGAGCAAAACAGAACUUCUAGGAAUAAAAAAAUACAAUCUUUGAAAUUAAAGCACCCAAUGAAUUUAUAACAAAAAGAAUACAAAUUAAGAAUUAAACCAAAAUAUCAUUUUUCAUCUAUUAUUUGGCAAAGCACAAGAGACUGACAACAUACUCUGUUGGCAAGAUGGGGGAAACAGUUUCUUUCACACUUUGUCGGUGGGAAUUCAAAAUGAUUUAAACCAUAUCUAGAUUAGUUACUGUCUUCCCAUAAAAUAAAAACCAGGCCUACACAUAUUACAGAAAAGUUUUACUAAAUGUUCAAGAAACAGAUUAUUCCAAAUGUCUAGAAUGUUUUCCAGAUAAAUGAAAAGGAGGGAGUAUUCUUCCAAAGGAUUAAGCAGGUGAAUGUAACUAUGAAUCAAAAUCAAAGACUAUACAGAAAAUAAAUUAUAGCCAGUCUCACUCAUAAACAUAGAUUAAAAAAAUCACAACAAAAUUUUGACAGAUUCAAUUAUGAAUUUCUUAAAAAAAGCAUAGUAUAUCCUUAUCAAAUUAUAUUCAUCCCAGAAAUACAAGCUUGGCUUAUCACAAAUAAACAAAAAAAACCCCAAAAAAUCUCCGAGAUAAUUUACCUCAUAAAUUAUAGGAGAAACACCAUAUGAUCAUCUCAAUAGAUACAGAGAAAGCACUUGAUAAGUUUCAAUACUCAUUUGCAGUAAAAACUUCUAGCAAACUAGGAAUAGAAAAGAAAUUUCUUUAGCUAAUACAGGGAUCAAAGUUCUAUAAUAAAAACACAUCAAAAGCUUUUCUUUUGAAUCAGAUAUAAGCAUUGAAAAGGAAAAUAUUUAUAAAUCACAGAUGAUACAAUUAUCUACUGAGAAAAUCCAAAAGAAUUUAUAUUAAAAUUAUUAGAAUAAACAAGGGCCUAGCCAUGUUGGUAGAUAGAGGAUCAAUAUAUAAGAACUAAGUUUGUCUCUACGCGUAGAGAAUCAACAAAAAAACCUAAUAAAAAGGUAAAACCAGAGAUGUAUAUUACCUUUAAAAUACAUAUACAAUUUUAUAGAAAGACAUUAAGGAAUAAAUAAAUGGUGUUUUACCUUGUUAAUGGAUAAGAAUGAGGUCUCAAAUAAUCCGUUGAUUUAGUUAAAUUCUAAUCAGAGCAAAGAACCAAGAAUAGCCAAUUCACUCCUAAAAAUAUAGAAGUACAUAUGGGACUUAAUAAAAUAUUUAAUAUGGUAUAGAAUUGGCACAGGCAGUCCCAACUAUUUCUAGAAUUUUGUUGUAUGACAAAAGGUAGAGCCCAUCAUAAGGGGAAAAUGGACUCUUCAACAAAUGCUGUUGGGACAAUUGAGUACCCACAUGAAAUCAUUAAAAAAAUCAAUUCCAGGUAGAGUAAAGCUUAUAAAUAGAAAGGAAGACUUUUUAAAUUCUAGAAGAAAAUAGACUAUUUAUAAAAUUGAGCUAGGGAGGAUUUCAUAAGACCCAAGGUAUAAACUAAAAAGAAAUGAUAAAUAUACAUUAAAAUAAAACAUCUGUUCAUCAAAGGACACCAUACAAAAAUAAGAAAAGUUAUAAACUAAACUUUUAGUGUGGAUAUGUUUUAUAAAUAAUAAGUGGACAAGAGGUUAGUAUACAGAAUAUAUUUAGAAUGUGGCAUUUGUUUAGAAGUUGGUAGAUGACAAUUAAGCUCCUACAAGGAAUGAGAGAGGAGGGCUCACAGAUGGGGCUUGGAGGAUAUGCUGGAAUCAGUAAAAAGCCAAAGACAGAGAAAGAAAGGAGGAAGGCAGAAAAUAUGAUAAAACUAUGAUGAAAGCCAAAGAAAAACUUGUUUCUUGAAACAUCAUAUGGACACUUAAGUAGUAGGCCUUUGAUCAGCAUAUUUUGGGUAGAAAAAUUAGACCGAUCUUUAUUUUUAAAGCUUUUUCUAAUUUAAAUCACAUUCUUCUCAGGUUACUUAAUACAUAUUUGUUAUUUGAUUAUUUAUUUAUAAUUUU
Messenger RNA from Delphinapterus leucas (beluga whale), 6331 nucleotides. Lineage: Eukaryota; Metazoa; Chordata; Mammalia; Artiodactyla; Monodontidae. The record is from RefSeq and is a predicted model, not a curated record.